Triticum turgidum subsp. durum (durum wheat) is the source of this 381-nucleotide messenger RNA. The record is from the annotation of a GenBank genome assembly. Lineage: Eukaryota; Viridiplantae; Streptophyta; Magnoliopsida; Poales; Poaceae.
AUGGCACCCCAGCAGCAGCUCCUCCUGCUGCUCCUCCUCCUGGCCACGCCGUUGCCGCGGCCGGCCGCCGCCGACGACGGGGCCGCUGGGCAACCGCCACUGGUGCAUCCGUUCUUCUACUACUCUCCUCCGCCGCCGUCGGCGCUUCCUCUCACCGUCCCGCCGCCGACGCCGACGCCGACACCGUGCAGCUGCGGGCCGAUGCAGCCGCCCACCACUGCUUGCAACUGCGGGAGGAUGCCGCCGCCUGGGAUCGACCGCCGCAGCCCGCCGGCCGGGCGCCACGGGCUCCAUUCCGGGUCCCACGCGCAGACCGGAGUGCAGCUCCAUCCCCGGAUGCUCUGCGCUGUCGCCGCCGCACUUCUCCUAUGGUGGUGCUAG